Molecule: messenger RNA, 2693 nt
Organism: Notothenia coriiceps (black rockcod)
Lineage: Eukaryota; Metazoa; Chordata; Actinopteri; Perciformes; Nototheniidae
Gene: gdpd5b
Product: glycerophosphodiester phosphodiesterase domain containing 5b
Exons: 14
Coding region: 1-1509 (502 amino acids)
Biological process (GO): lipid metabolic process; positive regulation of neuron differentiation
Cellular component (GO): plasma membrane
Molecular function (GO): glycerophosphodiester phosphodiesterase activity
Source: RefSeq, a predicted model, not a curated record
AUGCAGAAUGAUUUACUUUUCAAAUGUUUUUUUCUCCUCAGGUUCCUGUACAACCGCUCUGGGGAGUGGAGUGAUGGCACUGUUCCCAUCCUGGCCACCACUGCUGCUGGCUUCACCUACGUUGCAUUCUUAAUGGUUCUAGCACUUUGCCACGUUGCACUUGGGCAACAGCUAAAUUUGCACUGGCUCCAUAAGAUAGGAGUGACUGCUGCUCUGCUCACCACCGUUAUCGGGGUGAUAUCUGUCAAUCAAACAUGGGGGCAAGAGUGGGAUGUCAUCCCCAUCUCGCUGCAGGCCACAGGUCCGUUCCUGCACAUAGGGGCUCUGGCUGCGGUCACAGCGCUGUCGUGGAUCGUGGCGGGACAGGUCGCCCGCUCAGAAAAAACAAAUGACUUCAUUGUGUGUGUGUGUGUGUGUGUGUGUGUGUGUGUGUGUGUGUGUGUGUGUGUGUGUGUGUGUGUGUGUGUCCAGCUUGCUCCAGAGAACACACUGUGGUCUUUCCAACGCGCUCUGCAGAUGAACGUCACCGGGUUGGAGGCUGACGUGGCUAUCAGUGUGGACGGAGUGCCUUUCCUGAUGCACGACCGCACCCUGCGGAGGACCACAGACGUGGGGAAGGUGUUCCCCGACAGACACAUGCAAGACGCCUCAUCCUUCAACUGGACAGAUCUGCGGCAGCUCAACGCCGGACAGUGGUUCCUCAAGGAUGACCCUUUCUGGACGGUGCACACCCUGUCGUCGCGUGAGAAGCGGCUGAUAGCCAAUCAGAGCGUGUGUAGCCUGGAGCAGCUUCUGCGGCUGGCUUCCUAUCACAACAGCACGGUGGUUUUCCGGCUCAGGAGACCCCCUCCGGAGCACCCCUGCUACGACAGCUGGAUCAAUGAUACACUGCAGGCUGUGCAGGAAUCUGGGGUUCCUCAGAGCCUGGUGAUGUGGACUCCAGAUGAACACAGAGCUCAGGUGAGGCAGCUGGCCCCCGGUCUGAUCCAGACCUCAGUGGAGAAACGGAGACUCCAGCGCCUCCAUCUGGACGGCAUCAGCCGGCUGCUGCUCCGAUACAACCAGGCCAGCACGCAGGAGAUCGGAAACUUCUCCCAGAGCAACAUCAGCAUCACGCUGUACACCAUCAACGAGCCCUGGCUGUACUCGGUGCUCUGGUGCAGCGGGGUGUCCUCCGUCUCCUCCGAGGCCUCACAUAUACUCAAAAAGGUGCCUUACCCCAUCUGGCUCAUGAGACCAGAUGAAUACUGCCUGAUGUGGGUGUCUGUGGACCUCAUCUCCUUCGCUGUAGUCAUAGGAAUAUUCAUUUUCCAGAACUAUCACAUGAUCAGGUAUCGAACCAGCGGCAUGCGCAGCUACAACCCGGAGCAGAUCAUGCUGAGCGCGGCCGCCGUCCGGAGGUCCAGCCGAGACCUGAACGUGAUGAAGGAGAAACUCAUCUUCUCAGAGGUGGGGAAUGGAGUCGGCAGUGGGGAGGAGCUGUACGAAGACAACGGCUACGACUACUAAAGCAACCAGGGUAUCAACCGACCUGUGUGGACAGACCACUCAUCAUUCCUCUGACCUCCACCUCUGUCCUGCUGAGAAACUGACAGACUGCUGUAUCUGAUGGAGAGAAAAAAAACAACCACUCAGUUGUGUAAAUUCUGUAAAUAGUUUUGAGUUUGCUUGUCAGACUACUGUAUAUGACACGGGACUACACGCACUUUUUAUUGACGGGAGUCGCCAAAUCUGUGGCCCGGAGAGGCCCCUCUGAGUUACAAUUAACGCCUGCUUCAUUUAAAUAUGUUUCCAGAUUGUUUAUUUUAUGCUAAUUUCCCAAAGCAGUUUCUUGUUUUUAACCACUCUUCUUCUCGCGGCAGAUUUCUUUAGCUUUUAACGAGGCUUGAACGCAGCAUGAGACUCGCUAACCGCUCCUCGCGCCUUCCAUCAGCACUCCACUGUGCUGCUGUUAAUUCAUAUUUAUAUUUAAAGAGAAAAACAAAAAAACACCAACAAGCUGUUUACAGAAGUCCUGCCUUCUCCUCCAGGUGAAAUAUUCAAAUGGUGUAUGUAAGAUAAUUAUUGAGAAAGAGCCUGAAUGCCCACCUUUGACCAGUGCAUGUGACUAAUAAUCAUAUCAGCUGAUGUAUGUGUUGGGGGGUGAAGAUGUGUGCAGUCUUUUUAUGGUUAAUGUGAAUGUGUUUGGACUUUUUUUUUUUUUUUUAAAGAUGUGAUUGUUGUAUAGUGUGUAUUCAGGCUGGGUAUAUAUGUGUUACCCUGUGUGCAGUGCUAUGUUGAGUGUGUUAUUGUACAUAAGAAGGUGAACCAGUGUGUGAGAUGCUCAAGCCAACUAAGCAUUAUAUUUCACAAAUAAUUAUUGAACAAUGUGACCGUGAUGAACAAAAGCAAUAUCCGGGUCAUGAUGGAAGUCAUGGCACUGCCUCUGAGUCGCAGGACAGUCUGCAGUGUGUUGUUGUUGUUGACAGCUGCAUGCAUCCACGUGCUGGUUGGUGUCAAACGGACUGCUGAAGUGGGUGCUAAAUGUGAAAAUAAAGCUCUAAGCUAUUUGAAGGGACGCUACAGGGAUCACAACAGGCAGCACAGGGUCAAGGAAAUGGAUUGCCUUUUGUGUUUUCUUUAUUUGGGUAUUACUGUGCCUCAGAAGUAAACAAUACAAAAAAAUGAUCUAAUAAAGGAGAUUUUAAGUUGAA